AGCGGCCCGCGCGCGUUUUGCGACAGGCGACGGAGGAACGUGUGGCCUUUGCAGGCUCGCUUUUCCGCGGGUGGCUGCUUGAGGCGCGCGGCUGCUGGCGUCAGUUCCUCUUGUUCUUCAUUGCGACUCCCGGCUCCCGAUCACAGUGGCGGCUCGUCUGUGGCGAGAGAGCGGGGCCGGGCCAGGCUCUGGCCUGCCCCGCAAGGUGACCUUGGUCGAGUCCCCUGUCGCGCCGCGUGUCUUGGCGCACGUCUUUGGUGCGGGCCUGUUAGGGACAGGGCUCUGGAGCGAUUGAGAAUACAGACCUAGAGCGGCCCCGCAGGCUGCCCCGUGGCUGGGGAACGGCCAGGCCGCGGGGGGCGGUAGGGAGGAGAUGCCCCUACAUGUUAAAUGGCCAUUCCCCGCCGUGCCGCGGUUCACCUGGACCCUGGCCAGCAGCAUCGUCAUGGGCCUGGUGGGCACCUACAGCUGCUUCUGGACCAGUGAGUGGGCUUGGCUGGGGGAAGUCCUGGGCUCCAGAGGAGAAGGAGGCCAAGACCCCCACACUCUUUCUCUCCCCCCAGAGUACAUGAACCACCUUACCGUCCACAACAAGGAGGUGCUGUAUGAGCUCAUCGAGAACCGAGGCCCAGCCACCCCUCUCAUCACUGUCUCCAAUCACCAGUCCUGCAUGGAUGAUCCUCAUCUCUGGGGGAUCCUGAAACUUCGCCACAUCUGGAACCUGAAGUUGAUGCGUUGGACCCCCGCAGCUGCAGACAUCUGUUUCACCAAGGAGCUGCACUCUCACUUUUUCAGCUUGGGCAAGUGUGUGCCGGUAUGCCGAGGAGAUGGUGUUUACCAGAAGGGAAUGGACUUUAUUUUGGAGAAGCUCAACCACGGGGACUGGGUGCACAUCUUCCCAGAAGGAAAAGUGAACAUGAGCUCCGAGUUCCUGCGCUUCAAGUGGGGAAUCGGGCGCCUGAUUGCCGAGUGUCAUCUCAACCCGGUCAUCCUGCCGCUGUGGCAUGUCGGAAUGAACGACGUCCUUCCUAACAACCCACCAUACUUCCCACGCUUUGGACAGAAAAUCACCGUGCUGAUAGGAAAGCCCUUCAGUGUCCUGCCCGUGCUCGAGCGGCUCCGGGCAGAGAAUAAGUCCACUGUGGAGAUGCGCAAGGCCCUGACUGACUUCAUUCAGGAGGAAUUCCAGUGCCUGAAGACCCAGGCAGAGCAGCUCCACAACCACCUGCAGCCUGGGAGAUAGGCACUGCCCUGCCCAGACCCUGCCCUGGCUGCCUCAUGGUCCUAUGACACGCGCCCCUGAGGCCUGCAGAAGAGGCAGCUCUGGGACCCAGUCCCCAGCUGCCAGGCUCCCAGUACUACCUUUCGGUUCUUGCCCCUGCACACAGCUAGGGCUGGGAAAUGGACUGAUGCUGUGAGUUCAGAUAGGGUUUUUUAGACAGAUUUCUUCGUAACCCUUAAACAGUGCCCUCUCCUAGUUGGUGAGCAUUCCAGCUCCUCUGUGGUUCUUCAGUUGAAGGAAGGGUCACAGCUGCUCCUUCCUCUUGGCCAGAAAGAGAGGAAGAAGUUUAGGUAGUGGCCUCCUUCCUUCUUGCCUUCCUGUGUUCUCUCCCAGCGCUGGCCUCUGGAGGGAGGGUAGUUGAAGUGAGGUGGAUGACUAGGCUGGAGCUUGGGGGAGGACCCACAAGGCUGUUGGCCUGGAGCUGCUCACCACCUCAUCAGGGAUGGCCUUUAGCCACCGCUUCCUUCUGCCUGACCCUCCCAGAGGCCUGGGAGCCUCGGGCAGGGCCCAGCCCUGGGCUGCAGGCAAAAUUCAGCCCUUUGCCAGAGUGGAGCCUGCAGCCAUAAGGGCCUGAGACCUGGCCACUUCUCCCAUGCUGGGGCCCACUGAUUCUCCGUCAUUUCUGUGUCCCCGGCAUCACUCCUGGAGUUGGGUUUCCAUGUUUUGUAAACAAUAAAGCAUCUGUGUUGUGCUGUUUUA
This is a messenger RNA of Phyllostomus hastatus (greater spear-nosed bat), 1981 nucleotides long. RefSeq names its product tafazzin, phospholipid-lysophospholipid transacylase (gene TAFAZZIN). NCBI's taxonomy places the organism in Eukaryota, Metazoa, Chordata, Mammalia, Chiroptera, Phyllostomidae. The transcript is spliced from 9 exons. Gene Ontology annotation, molecular function: 1-acylglycerophosphocholine O-acyltransferase activity. Gene Ontology annotation, cellular component: mitochondrial membrane. Bases 374 to 1243 code for a protein of 289 amino acids. Gene Ontology annotation, biological process: inner mitochondrial membrane organization; cardiolipin acyl-chain remodeling. The record is from RefSeq and is a predicted model, not a curated record.